Acanthaster planci (crown-of-thorns starfish) is the source of this 2680-nucleotide messenger RNA. Its product is annotated as chloroquine resistance transporter-like. The record is from RefSeq and is a predicted model, not a curated record. NCBI's taxonomy places the organism in Eukaryota, Metazoa, Echinodermata, Asteroidea, Valvatida, Acanthasteridae.
UAGUAAACCCGGAAGUUCGUUGGCGAUUGUGACACCUGAUCCAGUCACCCAUGACUUUCUAUGAGCCAGCUCGAGUGUAUUGGUGAAGUGAUGUGGGUCAGUUUGUUCAACCACCCUACUCGGUGUACAGCAAUGGGACGAAGUCGCUUCGACAGUGGAGCAUUGUUGGAUCUUUUCCUACCUCCAUGACCUUUCAUGGCGCAGGGGCUACAGUACAGGGGUACGACCUAGAGAGCAAGCAAAAUACCCGCUAUUAUCAUCUCCUUCAAACAACUCGGCUGGCAUCAAUUGAACAAUUUUGUAAAUUUAAUGUGGCUAGGAUGAAGCCGGAUUUGCCAUAAUGCUCAGAACUUCGGAGCUCAUCCCUUAAUUAACUUAAGCAACGAAAGGCUGAUGUGUACUCCCUCCGUCAUCUGCAACGGCUAACUGAACAUUACAUGAUGCCGGAAACAUCGUUUGCUGACCUUUAUAAUAUUAAUGAUGGCACUGCCGGGAUUUGCCUAUGAAAGAAAAGACCGUGACAUGCAGAGGGCGAGUGGUAUUACAUAAGAAACUCGGUUCCAUACAAAAAUCUACUGAUCUUGGAAGAUGACGCAUGAAGCGGUAUUGAUAACAGAAAGACCACGAAAACUCCACCGAAAGUAGUCAUGAUUGACCAUCAUGGGAAUGCAUUUCUCAGGACAAUUGGCAUAAAGCAAGAAGUGGAUUUAUCCACACGGCAACAGUGAGGCAAAAAUGGAGGAAUUUUCGGACAAGACACCUUUGUUACCCACGCCCUAUUCUCCCACGCCAGUCAACGACGCGUACAGUGGACCUGGCUUAGAACACCAGCCAAUUAGCAGCCAAGCUACAGAUGUCAAGGAUUUUUACACUUUCAACUUCAGGGGCGGUCGCAGUUUUACGAUCAGAUCGCAGAAGCUGAAUGUCAUACUGACUGUGCUGACCAUACUGACCAAUCUUAUGAUGUUCGUCACUCUUCCACUCCUUAACAACACUGUCAACAAGUACAACGAUUACUAUCCAGUUCUCCUGUACUCUUCCAUUUGGUUCCAACCCUUCUUCUUCGGCCUGGUCUUCCUCAACAAGUACAUCAACCCCCUAGCUGAGACGAAGUCCUCUGUAUCCCACAAGGUGAUGGCAUUACUUGGACUGCUUAACUCCAUUAACGGUGUCCUAGUGGUUUACGGCGCUGACCCCCGACGGACAUCAGGCUCACUACAAGCUUUGCUCUCAACGGCCAGUAUCCCAUUCACGGUCAUAUUUCGUUUCAUAUUACUGAGGAAGGGAGUUGGUAGAGGCCGCUUGGUGUGCACUGGGAUUGUUCUCAUUGGGCUCUUCAUCGCUUUAGAGCCUGAGAUCUUCAACAUUGGUGGGCCCACAGAGCCGGUGGCUGGUGCUGUGACCGGAGUCAUGAAAGUUAUCUGGCCCAUCAUCUUCCUGCUUGGUUUCCUUCCCCUCGGAAUCCUCAACGUACUAAUCGAACGAGAACUCAAGAAAGACCAGACGGAAUCUCUGGUCUUCUUGGCAUGGGUUCAGCUUUACAAUGGGCUGUUCAUUGCGUUGUUAUUCUGGACCGAUUUCAUACCUUCAUUUGGCGCGGCGGAAAAUAUUAACGAGUUUGGUAGGAACAUGCUGUAUGCACUCAAGUGCAUGUACUUCGCAGACUCUACAUGCAUGACCGCAGCAGCUGCUUACUUCGUGUUCAUCAUAAGCUACUGCCUGGCCAACCUCAUGGUCUUUCUCCUGGUCAAAUACGCCGAAGGAGCCAUCUGGUUGGUCCUUGUCCAGGCCUUGGUUACUCCCCUAGGAAGUCUGUUUUUCACCCUCUUCAGUGUAGCCGCCCCGCCUGGUCAACACGGAAAAUUCCACUGGGCGCCAAACUUUGACUUGGCCGUAGCUUUCCGGUUCGUUGGUUUGUUUAUUCUAGUGCCUACGGUCAUCUUCUAUAAUUACUUUGGAGAGAUGGAGAGGAGAAGAGCCCAGCAACAAAUCAUGGCUGCACAAGAAACUGAAAAAUAACCUGGACCAAGUUAACGUUAUGAAUAAUUGCAGAAAUGGUGUCACUGAGAAACAGAAAUUUAAAUUAAGUGAUUAAGUAUGGUCUAUCACAGCUCAUGUAGUUUGAAGUGCAUGGGAUUGGGUGCGGUUAGUCUACGCGAUAGCCGCGGUAGUCUGCAUGAUACUCUGACUGCCGCCAGACAUGACAUUUGACCCAGAAAGAAAAAUAGGCCUACAUGAGUACAAAACUAUGACUCCAGAAAAAAAUCUGAAAUUCUGGUGAUUUAAUAGGAAAUGUUGUGGCUGGACUACGACGAACUAGGGCCCAAUGUAGGCCCGCCUUUCAAAUUCUCUCCAGCACCUUUAAUAUGCUACAAUGGAGUUAAAAAUGAAUAAAAACUCAUAUUUGGGAAACUGUAUCUUGCGAGGACACUAGCCCCUCCCACUCUCACAUGUUCCUGACUGGUUUGUACUACGUAUACUCUUUUUUGUACUUAGCUAGUACGCAAGAUACAAAUUAAUUCAUUGGAAUGAGUAUAUAAUAAUUGGCACUCAGCGCAAAAAUCCACCUGAUACCAGGUUCUCAUGGCGCCAACCUUUUCUCUGUGAGGUCAGACAAAUUGUAUCUCAACUUAAUGUUCAUAGUGUGUACUUCAAUCGAAAAUGGUUCAAAAUAUUUAUA